This is a messenger RNA of Nanorana parkeri, 3825 nucleotides long. Its product is annotated as kyphoscoliosis peptidase-like. The transcript is spliced from 10 exons. NCBI's taxonomy places the organism in Eukaryota, Metazoa, Chordata, Amphibia, Anura, Dicroglossidae. The coding region runs from base 108 to 3533 and encodes 1141 amino acids. The record is from RefSeq and is a predicted model, not a curated record.
GAGGGGGAUCGGGAAGUAAAAGCUGGGGUUUGCCGCACGGUGUCCAGCACAGAGAUCGCCGAGGCACUGCAGCAGCUCGUCUGACGCUACGCCGCUUGCUAUCAGCUAUGGAGAUUAGGCAGGACUGUAACUCAUUACGCAUAGACUUGAUGCUGAUCGUCCAGUCACAGGAAAAGCAGGUGGCAGAGGACAAGCAGGAGGACGCCACUCCAGAGACUGCAGCUGUGACACCAUCUCUGCAGAAGCCUCUGUCUGGUAGACACAUCAUCAGUAGCUAUGAGAGCCAAGGAAGUCAUGUGCGUGUAGAAAUUCAUCCCAAAAACAGCAAGCCCCAACUAUUCAACAGACCUCCAACCCCAAAAGAUGUACCUGUUCCCACCAGGAAUGGCAGCACUUGGGAGCAGAUGCCACAGCCCAGUGCUAAAGACUUUCAUGCUUAUCCCUGGGAUAAAUCCAGCCUCAAAUCUAUGCCUGUCAACUUGAAGAACCUUGAAAAGCUAGAUGCUUAUGCUGUGCAGGUGGGCAAGCCAAGCACAGUAGAACAACUGGUGAGAUCUCUGCUAAAGUUUGCACGAACAGACCUGGAGAAAGUCAGGGUCAUCUGGAUGUGGGUCUGUCACCACAUAGAAUAUGAUUUAGAAGGUCUGGAAGACAAGUCCAAAUGGACUAGUGAUCCCUCCCAGAUCCUACAGACUGGAAAGGGAGCAUGUGAAGGAUAUGCAGGGCUGUUUGAAAAUAUGUGCAGGCUUGCAGGAAUACAGUGUGUAAAAAUUGGUGGCUACUCAAAGGGCUUCUGUUACAUUUUGGGUCAGACAUUUUCUGAAGAGACGAAUCAUGCUUGGAACGCGGUGUAUCUAAACAAGAAGUGGCACCUCCUAGACACCACAUGGGGAGCAGGAAUAGCAGACAGCAGCAGUAAUAAAUUUAACUUUCGGUACAAUGAAUUUUACUUUUUGACUCACCCUGCAUUAUUCAUAGAGGAACAUUUCCCUGAUAAUCAGAACUGGCAACUCCUACAAGUGCCGCUGUCACUCAAACAGUUUGAGGGAAACUUGUGUCGGAAGAGCAGCUUCUACAAUGCUGGCCUGAUAGCAUCCUUCCCCGAGAUCCUCCAGGUUGAAACAGUUAAUGGAAAGGCUACCUUUUCUAUUGAAGGGCGUUCCCCAGCACUCUUCUCUUUCACGCUCAAUAAAACAGAAAAGCCCGGACUGAUGACAUUAAGUAAAACCGGGAUGCAGCUGGAAUUAUAUCCACAAGUGACUGGAAGACACAAGCUGGCGAUAUAUACAAAAGCAUAUGACAGUACUAAAGAAUCAUAUGAUAAUGUUGUUGAGUAUAUUGUGUAUUGCACAUCUGUAGAUCUUGUAUUUAUGAUCCCUAAGGAGCUGGAUGUUAUAGUCGGUCCUAGUUGGCUGACUGACAAGAAGGGCUUUCUGCAGCUCACAUGCCGGGACCCAGUGAUUAACACUCAUGAUGGUCGUUGUACUCUUGGUUUAACUCUAGCCAAGAGAAACAUCGUUCUAGCUAUAUUACAUGGCGAUCACAUCAAAUCUGGAGAUGAGAGGAGAUAUGUUCUGCAAACCCAGCGAGGAAACAGAGUGGAAUUUAAAGUUCACCUUCCCCAGUCAGGUUACUAUGCUCUAAAAAUACACAGUUCCACCGGCCCAGGCAAGUAUGAGUGUUUUUGUAAUUAUCUAAUCAUAUGUACAGAUCCUAAAGUGACAUGGCCACCUUUCCCCAAAAAAUUGCAGAACCCUGUUGGGCCAACUGCGUUAAUGGAGAAAAAAGGUAUUCUGCAACCCUCUUGUAAUGAUCCUAUUAUUUACACACCCACUGGACGGAUUUCUCUCUCAUUUACUUUGAAGGAUGAUAUAAAAGUAUUGCCAGCCCUUCAGUGUGAUGAUGUGACACUCAAUGACUGUGGAGAAAAGCGUUAUGUGACACAAGUUCAAAGAGGCCAUCAUAUAGAACUGCAGGUUCGUUUGCCUAAGACGGGCUCGUAUGUUCUCCAGAUCUUUGCAGAUAGCAAAACCUCUCCAACUAACUUUGAGUAUAUCUGCAAUUAUUUAAUUUGCUGUUCAGGCAUAGAGACUUCAGACCCAGGGGCCCCUGCUAUUCCACAGAUACCAGUGGGGUCCAGCAACUCAGCAGGUAGAAAAAGUUUUAUCCAGCCAUCGCAGCUAGGACAAGUGAUCAAUAGCACAGAUGGACGCUGUUCUUUAAGUUUCUCCCUAGACAGAGAUAUGAACUGCCUGGCUACAUUACAUUCUGAUGAUAACAAGUGGAAUAGCCAGAUGGAAAGACGGUACAUUCUGCAAAUACAGAAGCAGCACCAGGCAGAAUUCUACAUACAGCUUCCAAGACCCGGCUCUUAUGACCUCAGGAUUUAUGCAGAUAGUACAUUUCAAACUGGAAGCUAUGAGCUUGUUUGCAGUUAUUUUAUAUCGUGUUCCAAUUCAAAGGCAGCUUGGCCGCCCUUUCCCAACAUACUUCAGAACCCUGUUGGACCAACAUCUCUCUCAGGGAAAAAAGGCCUCUUGCAACCUUCCCAAACCGAGCCAAUCAUUCACACUACUGAUGGACGCUGCUCCAUCUCUUUCACACUAAAGAAGGAGAUGGGUAUAUUUGCCAGGCUGCAGUCAGAAGAUGUGUUGUUAACAGAAGAGGGAGAAAGGAGACACAUCCUUCAAGUCCAAAGACAGAACAGAGUAGAAUUUCAGGUACAACUGCCCCAGGCUGGGAUGUAUGUUCUGAAGAUAUACACAGAGUCGGAGCAGGGCAAUUUUAAAUUUGCAUGCAAUUAUCUGAUUACCUGUGUGAAUACUCAAGUGAAGUGGCCCUUGUUACCCCUUGAGCUAUGCAACCCUUCUGGACCCAGUUAUCUCUCAGAUAAAAAGGGUCUACUUCGCCCAUCCCACCUUGAGCCUGCCAUCUUUGCAGAUGAUGGACGCUGUUGUGUCAGUUUUGCUGUAGAUGAAACAACUGAUAUUGUGGCUACCUUACAUUCUGAUGACAUCACGACAGAGGAAGCAAGGAGGAGAUAUGUUUUUCAACUGGAGAAGGAAGGUCGAGUAGAAUUUCACAUCCAGCUCCCUAAAGCUGGUAACUAUGUUCUUAAGCUGUGCAGUAAGAUGAAGACAGACCUCAGCAAUGUUUACGAUUAUGCCUGUAAUUACCUCCUAUGUUGCUCCAACACAAAAAUAAGGUGGCCAUAUUUCCCCAUGAGAUAUAAUAGCUGGAAUUCAGGUUAUGAACUGCUAGAGCCCAAGACUGGUGUUCUGCCAGCCAACACUGAAGUACGAUUCAGAAUUAAGGCCAGGGGGUUGGCAGCGGUGUCCGUCAAGGGCAAGAACUUUUGGCCUCUGACCUUAGGCCAUGAUGAAUGCUGGGAAGGGGUUUGCAGCACCGCUGGAACCAAGGACAUACAGGUUCUGGUGACAAACAAUCUGAACAAGAAUUAUGCUUUGGUGCUUAGUUAUCAGGUGAAAGGCAUAGGUCAUCAGAGACUGAUCGAAAGCUCAAAUUCCUCCUAGCUUUCUAAGUCACAAACUCCCUUCCAAGGCAACAGCUCCCUUACAAUAUGAAUCAUCUUGACAAGUACACUUGUCAGAGGUGCUAAAACAUGAUAUGAUGAUCCGCUACACUGAAGUCUUGUGUGAUAUAUUCCUAUUCUAAAUCAAGUUUUAAACUAUCGCUUAGAGUUUGGCUGAUGGACUUAAAGUGGCCAUUAAAUACUCUGUAGAGGUGCUACUUCAAAGAGGAACCUAGCAAUAAUUCUCUCUCUCUACAGAUACAGAGUUUGUAUAUAUUAUAAUGUAUAUGUUG